AUGACCCUCGCAAUUCUCUGGCGCAAGCUAUAUGUUGACCAUAAAACAGCCAUGGCUGACCUCCUGUCCACGAGAAAUCUGUCGCUUGCAGCGCUGCUCCUCAGAGACGGGACAAUCCAACUGACAGCACUCCUACUACUGAACUUAUUAGUGACCGUAUUGGUGUUCGUGAACUCCAAUGCUGAAGAGGUCAUCGGAUAUUUGCAAUACUCACUCACUUCCGUUCUAGUCUCUCGUGUCCUCCUCAACAUCCGAGCCGCAGCGCGGUCCACACGUGGAGAACAAUCCCAAACGCCCUCUUUUGUCCGGUCGCGGCGCGGAGUCCAGGCGCAAGACGACGUCGAAAAUAUGUCGUUCGAAUUAAACGUCCUCAGCAGCACCGAACAAGCCCCAGAGAGCGAUCGCUCUCCCCGGCAAGAGUCCACUGAACAUGCUGAAAUUGUUGCUGAACCCCGAAGCAUGGCGAACAAUGUUGCUACUGCCGGCGAUGCCCAACAGGACGUAAACAAAGAGGAGGGAAUGGACGAUGUCGAGGAAGAGAUGCUAUCGGAUUGGGAGGACGAUGUGUGA
This is a messenger RNA of Laetiporus sulphureus 93-53, 570 nucleotides long. RefSeq lists its product as uncharacterized. The transcript is spliced from 5 exons. Bases 1 to 570 code for a protein of 189 amino acids. NCBI's taxonomy places the organism in Eukaryota, Fungi, Basidiomycota, Agaricomycetes, Polyporales, Laetiporaceae. The record is from RefSeq and is a predicted model, not a curated record.